Paramormyrops kingsleyae is the source of this 1763-nucleotide messenger RNA. Its product is annotated as bifunctional methylenetetrahydrofolate dehydrogenase/cyclohydrolase 2, mitochondrial-like. Lineage: Eukaryota; Metazoa; Chordata; Actinopteri; Osteoglossiformes; Mormyridae. Gene Ontology annotation, cellular component: mitochondrion. Gene Ontology annotation, biological process: tetrahydrofolate interconversion. The record is from RefSeq and is a predicted model, not a curated record. Gene Ontology annotation, molecular function: methylenetetrahydrofolate dehydrogenase (NAD+) activity; methylenetetrahydrofolate dehydrogenase (NADP+) activity; methenyltetrahydrofolate cyclohydrolase activity.
UCAACAAAAAAUACCAUAUGUGAAACAAAGACACCGCGUCUAAAACACCGACGUUACUAUACAAUGCCAGCCUAAUUUGUAAUGUAUUAAUGUAAUGGCAAGCGGAUUGCGGAUUUCGCCAAAAAUGUGACAACAGAGCAGAGGCGCUCCUUUGGGAAAAAAAAACAAAGGCAUCGGAUUCUGAACUGAUAGGAUUCGUCGGAUAACAGCGCGAGCUUUAAGACUAUAACAAAAAGCUUGCGCUUAAAAUAAAAUUGUCACUCGUGAUUUCGGGGGACCGACCCCUUUGGCAGCACGUGCGGCGCCGCGUUGCUCUCACGUAGCUGGAGGCCAGCGCCGGACGCCUAUUUGUCCGGCUCCUCCUUUCCUGUCAAAUCCACAGCAAACGCUGGCGCACACAGCGCUCGGCAAACAUGGCCGCUUCUGUCUCACCACUAUGCUCCUCCUUCAAGCUAUCCAGCAGCGUUCUCCAGCCUAGCUGUCAUUACAAAUUUAGGAUUUUCAGGAAGUGCAGUGGGCUGCAGAGAUGCUUCCAUCAAUCGGCGUUCAGCCAAACUGCUAUGGUGAUCUCAGGAAAAGAGCUGGCAAGGCAGAUCCACAAGGAAGUACAGUGUGAUGUGGAGGAGUGGGUUUCCUUUGGCAAUAAGCAGCCUCAUCUCAGCGUCAUCGUGGUGGGGGAUAACCCAGCCAGUCACACCUAUGUCAGGAACAAGACAAGAGCUGCAGCGGCACUCGGUAUCUCUAGUGAGACUCUGCUGAGGCCUAGCUCUGUGUCACAAGAGGAGCUUCUGGAAAUGAUUUAUAGACUGAAUAGAGACUGGAGGGUCAGUGGCCUGCUGGUUCAGCUUCCUCUUCCUGAGCACAUAAACGAGCGAGCAGUCUGCAACGCUGUCGCCCCAGAGAAGGACGUGGACGGCUUCCACAUCGUCAACAUCGGAAAGCUCUGCCUUGACCAGAAGUCAAUGGUGCCAGCCACGCCUGCAGCUGUGUGGGAGAUCAUCAAGAGGACAGAGAUUCAGACGGUUGGGAGGAAUGUGGUGGUGGCUGGCCGGUCCAAGAAUGUGGGGAUGCCCAUCGCUAUGCUUCUGCACACAGACGGACGACACGAGCGUCCUGGAGGUGAUGCCACUGUCACCAUCGCUCACAGGUGCACCCCCAGGGAGAAGCUGAAGGAGCUCACCAGGCUUGCAGACAUCGUAAUUGCUGCUGCAGGAAUUCCUCAUCUGAUAACGGCUGACAUGGUGAAGGAAGGCGCCACAGUGAUCGAUGUUGGUAUAAAUCACAUCCAGGACUCGGAAACUGGAAAAAUCAGGCUGGUUGGGGAUGUCGACUUUGAAGAGGUGAGGAAGAGAGCAGGGUUUAUCACACCGGUGCCUGGAGGGGUUGGCCCUGUCACCGUGGCAAUGUUAAUGAAGAACACAGUCACUGCAGCAAGAAACACAAUCACACACUGACACACAGGCUGACCCUGGGACCCAUUUAGCCACAGCGCACGUGUGACAGGAGGCUGCGUGCAACAACAAUGAUUUGUUUCAUUAAGUACUGUUUAUCAUAAGCCUUUUAUUUUAAAUGGGGAGGGUGCCUACUGUAACUAAAAAGUGCUUACAGUCUGAGAUGAUUUGCAGAAGUACUCCUGUGUGUGAACUUUCUGGAGCACAAAAUAUUAUUUACGCAGCACUGUGCAAAAGUCUUAGGCAGUCAAAGAAAAUAUUUAAAGCAAUUUAUUUUGGCAGUAAAUAUACACUCACCUAAAGGAUUAUUAG